CUGGGCCCCUCGGUCUUCGACCUGCCGACGGCGUCCCUCGCGCUUCUCUUCCUGGGCAACCCGUGCGACGACGACGACGAAUCCGGCCCAGGAGGCGACGAUGACAGGCCGGAUCGCCGGCGAGGCCGCGACGAUCCAUGGCGUGGUGGUCCAGACCCGUGGACGGCGUGGUGGUGGAGGUAGCAGCCGGGGGACCUGCCCAGGCACGCCUCCUGAUCCAAAGCGCCUCGUCAGCACUAUGGCCACGACUGCCGCCCCAUCGUUGCCAUCGCUUCCGAAUGCCGAGAGCGGCGACUUGGGGCCCGAGUUCCCCGACAUCUGUGACGGCACCCGGGAUGCAGGCACACAGACGUCUGCGCUCCACGCAGCCACUCUGCGCAGCACCGCGGGCCAGGCCGUGUCCAUCGCCAUGGAGCGGAUGGUGAAUGCGCUUGUCGGCGCGUCUGGCCGCCUGCGUAGGGCCGCCGCCGUGAUCGAUGGUGACAGUGGCCUGCAAGGCCGUGCGGGUCCUCCGGAGCGGGGUGCGGAGUUCCCGCAGGCACC
Prorocentrum cordatum is the source of this 543-nucleotide messenger RNA. NCBI's taxonomy places the organism in Eukaryota, Dinophyceae, Prorocentrales, Prorocentraceae. The record is from the annotation of a GenBank genome assembly.